Molecule: messenger RNA, 1878 nt
Organism: Phytophthora nicotianae INRA-310
Lineage: Eukaryota; Oomycota; Peronosporomycetes; Peronosporales; Peronosporaceae
Exons: 1
Coding region: 1-1878 (625 amino acids)
Source: RefSeq, a predicted model, not a curated record
AUGAGCAUAUUAUCAAGUUCAAAACAGAAAGAACAUACACACAACAAAGGCGCCUUUCGUUAUAAUGAUACUUCUGCCAAUAACUUUUCAUUGGUUCAAGAGCCUAAGCGAGCAGAUUUAGACGGUCAUCAUCAGCAAAUAUGCAUCGUGGAUCAACUCCAACAGCUCAGGGUAGAGUUUGAAGGUCAACUUUGUGAGGCAAGCGAUGUAGGAGCCUUCCAAGAUGCAGGUUGGGACGUGCGGCAUAAGGGCGCACCCGAACACCGCACGCUGGAGAAUUUGCUCAAGCGUAACCUGUCAGAUGACGGAAACGGCGUCCUUGGCGACGGCAAGAAAACAUUGCUAUUGGUAGUAGGAGAGCUGACUCCUUCAUUACUGGACCGUGUUGAAAUGUACUUCAAGACCGACAAUUGGAAUGUGGAGUUCUACGGUUUUCGCUCAGUUAGCGAGGUGUCCGACCGCUUACGCGCAGAAUAUCCUUCACGCUUUCGCAGUGCCUACUUAAGUCGUACCAUCAAGAAUUUACUGAAGGGGAGACCUGAUUCAAGUGGUAACGAGCGCUUCGUGUUCAUGAACCUCGACAGCAUCAUGGAGACGCUGUUCCGUAGUAACACGCUUUACAAGAUGAUCCCCGGUGCAGCCUCGGCACGAGAUAUUCGAGUCAACUUCAGUGCUGUAACCAAGAUUGUAUGUGGUGAGGAUCAAGCAAAAGUCAAGCGUCAAGUUGCAACGUACGCAACGACAAAUCCAUUGCUAGCUCAAAAGCUUGUUGAUCUUAAGUGGGAGGUAGACAAGCAAGCUCCGACAGCUUCGAUGUCAGCGCUUGUAGAAAUACUGGAGCAAUUGGCUUCGUCGACAGUUCCGACACCACAAGAACCGAAGACUUUGGUCCUCGUGAUGGGAGAUAGAGGAUUGACUGUCUCCGACAGAAUGGUCUGGAGUCGUCUACUUGCUGAAUUCGUUGCGAAGCAGUGGCAUAUUGAAAUAUUCUCCUGGGUGAGGACGUUGAGCGAUGAGUUCCUUGGUGCCUUUCUUAACCAUCGCGAUCAAGUUCUUGUGUACGCGCUGGACAACACGCUGCACGUUUUCACGUAUCUGAAGCCUGGAAGCUUAACUAACACCACUGCUGGCCCCACGUUUAAACUCGCUGCCGAUGGAACUGAGACUAUCGAUCUGCCACCGUUGCAACAGCAAAUGCAUCCAGUGCAAGUGGCAUUCGUUGCAAUGCAAGCUGAUGCAGCCACUGUUCGAACGAAGUAUCAAAAGGAUAUCAACACACAACUUCAGCAGCUGAAAUCGGCGUUUGAACUUCAGCUGCGUGAGCAACGCAACGGGUUUGAUGCUGAGUACAGACGGCUACAAGAUGAUUUCGAGACUCGGCUGCGCAAACAGGAGGACGCUUUCACAGCAUCCAGACAACGAUAUGAGAAGGAUACUGAACGACGUUUCUGCACAAUGGAAAACACCAUUGCAAGGCUACGAUUGGAACUGAAAAAUGAAACUGAACAUCAAUAUGACCAGUGUCAGAGUGACAUUGCAGCGGUGAACAGUAGUAUGGAGGAAAUGUCAAGGCGACUCGCACGGAAUAUGGCCAUUCACGAGCGCAAGAACGAUCACAUUUGGGAUCGUGUUCAAGACAGUCUUCGGAUAAGACGAGAAAAAUGUGCCGAACAGCACAACAAUCUGGAAUUUCGAGUGGAGCAGCAAGAUCGGAAGCAGCAGAUUGCAGCCGAGGAAGCUGGCAUCAGGCACGCGCAAGAUCAUCAAGAGCUGAAAAGUGACAUCAUUAGCACGGUCUUUUGGCGAAUAUUUGCUGCGAUCAUUGUUUUCUUCCUGUUCGCAAGCAUAGUAGCAUCACCUCACCAAAGGCAGAAUUAG